Messenger RNA from Syngnathus typhle (broad-nosed pipefish), 753 nucleotides. Its product is annotated as gastrula zinc finger protein XlCGF49.1-like. The transcript has a single exon. Bases 1 to 615 code for a protein of 204 amino acids. The record is from RefSeq and is a predicted model, not a curated record. Gene Ontology annotation, biological process: regulation of transcription by RNA polymerase II. Gene Ontology annotation, molecular function: RNA polymerase II cis-regulatory region sequence-specific DNA binding; DNA-binding transcription factor activity. NCBI's taxonomy places the organism in Eukaryota, Metazoa, Chordata, Actinopteri, Syngnathiformes, Syngnathidae.
AUGAGGACGCACACAGGGGAGAAACCCUUCCCUUGCUCAGUUUGUGGUACGACAUUCUCUCGUAAGGAACAUGUGGAGUCUCACAUGAAAAUACACGGGAGGGAGAAACCCUUUAGUUGCGCGACUUGCGGCAAAACUUUCUCCCAAAAGCCAUAUCUAAUAUCACACAUGAAAACACACACGGGGGAAAAAACCUUCAGUUGCUCGUUGUGUGGUAAAACGUUCUCUCACAAGUCGCACGUCGUAUCGCACAUGAGAACACACACGGGAGAAAAACCAUUUCAGUGCUCAACGUGCGGUAAACGAUUCGCUCACAAGUCGCACGAGGUGAAACACAUGAGGACACACACGGGGGAAAAACCCUUCCGUUGCACAGUUUGUGGUAAAACGUUCUCUCGAAAUGAUUAUAUGAGCUCACACAUGAGAGUACACACAGGAGAGAAACCUUACGGUUGCUUGUUGUGCACUAAAGCAUUCUCUCUCAAGUCACACUUGGUCACACACAUGAGAAUACACACGGGAGAAAAACCCUACAGCUGCGCAAUUUGUGGUGAAAGCUACGCACAUAAAAACAGUUUGACUGUACACAUGCGGACACAUAAGAAGGGACAGUAAAUAUUUGACAGGUGUCCUCCUCCCAUGUCCUAGCUACCAAAGCAGACUAUAUAUAAUAAUGCUUUCACUGAAUGUUGUACAUUUGAUAUUGUUAUACUUAUUACAUCAUGGCAAGAUUAAAAAUUAUAAGGAUUUAAA